CUGGGCUUUCGCCCUUCGCCCCGAGUGUCCGCAGACCCAGCCCCGGGUCGGGGGGUCCUGCAGGCGGCUACUGGGGCUAAGAUCGCGCGUGAUUGGCCGGCAGACAAGCGGGGGGCCGAGCCCUGGGACUGACCCUGGGCCGGGGCGGAGCUGCCUAUCGCGCCCCUUCCAGGCCAGAGGACUAAGGCCAGUCGCGCGCUGCACGGAGCCUGACCCAGAGAAUCUUGAUGCUGGCCCAGAUCAGAGACUGAGCUGGACUGCUGGAGCCUUGGCCAGCUACAGGCCAGAGUUUGUACAGGUUUUUGGAAGUGCACCUCCGGACUUCAGCCAGGAAGAAGGCCGCCUUGAUGCCUUUGAGGAAAUCCCCGUGGCCCUGGUGAGCCAGGGGUCCCUAGGCUGCCUGCAAAACAGGAAGCGCCCGUUCCAGGAACACCAGCGGCAGGAGGCUUUGCUCUGUGUGUCUGGCGCCUCCGGAGCGGCUGGCCUCCGGAGCGGCUGGCCUGAGUUUUGGCGCAGGGUGCCAGGGGCGAUGGCGCUGCAGCUCUGGGCCCUGACGCUCCUGGGCCUGGUGAGCACAAGUGUGGGCCUGCGGCCCCGCAAGCUGGGCUUCUUCCGCAGCGAGACAGAGCUGAACCACCUGGUUGUGGAUGAGGCCACGGGUGUGGUUUACCUGGGGGCAGUCAACGCGCUUUACCAACUGGGUGCUGACCUGCAGCUGGAGCAGCAGGUGGCCACGGGUCCGGCCCUGGACAACAAGAAGUGUACACCGCCCAUUGAGGCGAGCCAGUGCCACGAGGCCACGCUAACCAACAACGUCAACCAGCUGCUGUUACUCGACCCCCCCAGGAACCGCCUUGUUGAAUGUGGUAGUCUCUUCAAGGGCAUCUGCGCCCUGCGGGCCCUGAGCAACAUCUCCACACGCCUCUUCUAUGAGGACAGCAGCGGCGAGAAGUCCUUUGUGGCCAGCAACGACGAGAGUGUGGCCACAGUGGGGCUGGUGAGCGCCGCAGGCCCCGGCGGUGAGCGCAUGCUGUUCGUGGGCAAGGGCAACGGGCCGCAUGACAACGGCAUCAUCGUGAGCACGCGUCUCCUGGACCGCAUCGCCGGCAGGGAGGCCUUUGAGGCCUCUACGGACCAUGCUGCGUACAAGGCUGGCUACCUGUCCACCAAUACGCAGCAGUUUGUGGCCGCCUUUGAGGAUGGCCUCUAUGUUUUUUUCGUCUUCAAUCAGCAGGACAAGCACCCCCCGCGGAACCGCACGCUGCUGGCCCGGCUGUGCAAGCAGGACUCUUUGUACUACUCCUACCUGGAGAUGGACCUGCAGUGCCUUGACCCCAGUGAUGCCCCGGCACCCCCCUUCAGCACCUGCCUGGCAGCCUCCUUGGCUACACCGGGUGCUGGCAGAGUCCUCUAUGCUGUCUUCAGCAGAGAUGGCCGGGGCGGUGGGGGGCCCCGUGCGGGCCUCUGCCUGUUCCCACUGGACGAGGUCCAUGCCAAGAUGGAGGCCAACCGCAACGCCUGCUACACAGGCACCCGGAAGGCGGGCCGUGAUACCUUCUACAAGCCCUUCCACGGCGAGAUCCAGUGUGGCGGCCACGGGCUGGGCGCCAGUGAAAGUUUCCCGUGUGGCUCGGAGCACCUGCCCUACCCGCUGGGCAGCCGAGACGGGCUCACGGCCACGGCUGUGCUGCAGCGCCGAGGCCUGAAUCUGACCGCUGUGACGGUGGCUGCUGAGAAUGGCCACACUGUUGCCUUCCUGGGCACCUCGGAUGGCCGGGUCCUCAAGGUGUACCUGGCUCCGGAUGGCAGCUCCACGGAGUAUGGCUCUGUCCUUGUGGAGAUCAACAAGAGAAUCCAGCGAGACCUGGUGCUGUCUGCAGACCUGGCCACUCUGUAUGCCAUGACUCAGGAUAAGGUGUUCCGGCUCCCCGCGCAAGAGUGCCUGAGCCACCCGACCUGUGCACAGUGUCGCAGCUCACAGGACCCCUACUGCGGCUGGUGUGUCGUCGAGGGGCGAUGCACCAGGAGGGCCGAGUGCCCACGGGCUGAGGAGAGUGGCCACUGGCUGUGGAGCCGCAACAAGUCCUGUGUGUCUGUCACUGGGGCCCAGCCACAGAACAUGAGCCGCCGGGCCCAGGGGGAGGUGCAGCUGAAUGUCAGUCCCCUCCCAGCCCUGGGCGAGGAGGAUGUGCUGCUGUGUGUCUUCGGUGAACUGCCGCCACACCCUGCCCACGUGGAGGGGGACACCGUCGUCUGCAGCUCCCCAAGUAACAUUCCUGACACGCCACCCGGCCAGGACCACGUGGCCAUGAAUAUCCAGCUUCUCUUCAGACGUGGCAGUGUCUUUCUCACUUCCCACCUGUACCCCUUCUAUGACUGUCGGGAGGCCAUGAGCCUGGAGAAGAAUCUGCCGUGCAUCUCCUGCACAAGCAACCGCUGGACAUGCCAGUGGGACCUGCGCUACCAUGAGUGUCGGGAAGCCUCACCCAACCCCGAGGAUGGGAUUGUCCGUGCCCACAUGGAGGACAGCUGCCCCCAGUUCCUGAACCCCAGCCCACUGGUCAUCCCCAUGAACCAUGAAACACACGUGACCUUCCAGGGCAAGAACCUGGACACAGCGAAGGGCCCCUCCCUGCACGUGGGCAGCGACCUGCUCAAGUUUGAUGUGUCAGUGGGCACACAGGAGUCAGGAGCCUUCUUCUUUCGCACCCCGAAGCUGUCCCAGGAUGCCAACGAGACACUGCCCCUGCACCUGUAUGUCAAGUCCUACGGCAAGAACAUCGACAGCAAGCUCCAAGUGACCCUCUACAAUUGCUCAUUUGGCCGCAGCGACUGCAGUCUGUGCCUGGCCGCUGACUCCACCUACAAGUGUGUAUGGUGUGGUGGGCAGAGCCAGUGUGUGUACGAGGCCCUGUGCAGCAACGCCACAUCUGAGUGUCCACCACCUGUCAUCACCAGGAUCCAGCCUGAGACAGGCCCACUGGGUGGGGGCAUUCGUGUCACCAUAUUCGGAUCCAAUUUGGGGGUGAGAGCAGAUGACGUCAAGAGGGUCACCGUGGCUGACCAGAACUGCACCUUUGAACCAGAAUGGUACUCUGUGUCUACCCGGAUUGUGUGUACUAUCGGGGGUGCCAAGGCACCCUUCACGAGGGGUGUCAUGGUGGACAUCAAUGGGAAGCUUGGCCACUCACCACCCCACGUCCAGUUUACCUACCAGCAGCCCCAGCCCCUCAGUGUGGAGCCAAAGCAGGGGCCCCAGGCUGGUGGCACCAUGCUGACCAUCAACGGCACCCACCUGGACACGGGCUCUGAAGAAGAUGUGCGGGUGACCCUCAAUGAUGUCCCUUGUAAAGUGACGCAGUUUGGGGCACAGCUCCAGUGUGUCACCGGCCCCCAGUCGACUCUGGAGGAGCUGCCCCUACAGAUCUACUAUGGGGGCUCCCAGGUGCCCAGCCCUGGCGUCACCUUCACCUACCGCGAGAACCCCGUGCUGAAAGCAUUCGUGCCACUGCGGAGCUUCGUUAGUGGCGGCCGCAGCAUCAGCGUCACGGGCCUUGGCUUCAGCCUGAUCCAGAGGUUCGCCAUGGUGGUCAUAGCGGAGCCCCUGCAGACCUGGCGGCGGCGGCGGGAGGCCGGCCCCCUGCGGCCCCUGACGGUUGUGGGCUCGGAGUAUGUGUUCUACAACGACUCCAAGGUCGUGUUCUCAUCCCCGGCGGUCCCUGAGGAGCCUGAGGCCUACAACCUCACAGCACUUAUUCAAAUGGAUGGGCACCGUGCCCUGCUGAGGUCCGAGGCCGGCGCCUUUGAGUACGUGGCUGACCCCACCUUUGAGAACUUCACAGGAGGUGUCAAGAAGCAGGUCAACAAGCUCAUCCAUGCACGGGGCACCAAUCUGAACAAGGCAAUGACGCUUCACGAGGCUGAGGCUUUCGUGGGCGCUGAGCGCUGCGUCAUGAAGACCCUGACGGAGACGGACCUGUACUGCGAGCCCCCGGAGGUGCAGCCCCCCCCAAAACGGCGGCAGAAGCGGGACACAACACACAACCUGCCUGAGUUCAUUGUGAAGUUCGGCUCGCGGGAGUGGGUACUGGGCCGUGUGGAGUAUGACACACGUGUGAGUGACGUGCCGCUCAGCCUCAUCCUGCCCCUGGUCAUUGUCCCCAUGGUGGCCAUCAUCGCAGUGUCCGUGUACUGUUACUGGAGGAAGAGCCAGCAGGCGGAGCGUGAGUACGAGAAGAUCAAGUCCCAGCUGGAGGGCCUGGAGGAGAGCGUGCGGGACCGCUGCAAGAAGGAGUUCACCGACCUGAUGAUCGAGAUGGAGGACCAGACUAGCGACGUGCAUGAGGCAGGCAUCCCUGUGCUGGACUACAAGACCUACACCGACCGCGUCUUCUUCCUGCCCUCCAAGGAUGGCGACAAGGAUGUGAUGAUCACGGGCAAGCUGGACAUCCCCGAGUCGCGGAGGCCCGUGGUGGAGCAGGCGCUCUACCAGUUCUCCAACCUGCUCAAUAGCAAGUCCUUCCUCGUCAAUUUCAUCCACACCCUGGAGAACCAGCGCGAGUUCUCGGCCCGCGCCAAGGUCUACUUUGCAUCGCUGCUGACGGUGGCUCUGCACGGGAAGCUGGAGUACUACACGGACAUCAUGCGCACGCUCUUCUUGGAGCUCAUGGAGCAAUACGUGGUGGCCAAGAACCCCAAGCUGAUGCUGCGAAGGUCUGAGACGGUGGUGGAGAGGAUGCUGUCCAAUUGGAUGUCCAUCUGCCUAUACCAGUAUCUCAAGGACAGUGCCGGCGAGCCACUGUACAAGCUCUUCAAGGCCAUUAAGCAUCAGGUGGAGAAGGGACCAGUGGACGCUGUUCAGAAGAAGGCCAAGUACACCCUCAACGACACAGGGUUGCUGGGGGACGAUGUGGAAUAUGCGCCCCUGACAGUGAGCGUGAUCGUCCAGGAUGAAGGGGUUGAUGCCAUCCCUGUCAAGGUCCUCAACUGUGACACCAUCUCCCAGGUCAAGGAGAAGAUCAUUGACCAGGUGUACCGCACACAGCCCUGCUCUCGCUGGCCUAAGGUUGACAGUGUGGUCCUCGAGUGGCGUCCUGGGUCUACAGCCCAGAUUCUGUCAGACCUUGACCUGACCUCUCAGCGGGAAGGCCGCUGGAAGCGCAUCAACACCCUGAUGCACUACAAUGUCCGGGAUGGAGCCACUCUCAUCUUGUCCAAGGUGGGGGUCUCCCAGCAGCCCGAGGACAGCCAGCAGGACCUGCCUGGGGAGCGCCAUGCCCUCUUGGAGGAGGAGAACCGCGUGUGGCACCUGGUGAGGCCGGCAGAUGAGGUGGAUGAAGGCAAGUCCAAGCGGGGCAGCGUGAAGGAGAAAGAGCGCACCAAGGCCAUCACCGAGCUCUACCUGACCCGCCUGCUGUCCGUCAAGGGCACGCUGCAGCAGUUUGUGGACAACUUCUUCCAGAGUGUGCUGGCACCCGGGCACGCGGUGCCGCCUGCCGUCAAGUACUUCUUCGACUUCCUGGAUGAGCAGGCGGAGAAACAUGACAUCAAGGACGAAGACACCAUCCACAUCUGGAAGACCAACAGUUUACCGCUCCGGUUCUGGGUGAACAUCCUCAAGAACCCCCAUUUCAUCUUUGACGUGCACGUUCAUGAGGUGGUGGACGCUUCCCUGUCGGUCAUCGCACAGACCUUCAUGGAUGCCUGCACACGCACAGAGCACAAACUGAGCCGUGACUCCCCCAGCAACAAGCUGCUCUACGCCAAGGAGAUCUCUACCUACAAGAAGAUGGUGGAAGCUUAUUACAAGGGGAUCAGGCAGAUGGUGCAGGUCAGCGACCAGGACAUGAAUACACACUUAGCAGAGAUUUCCCGGGCACACACAGACUCCCUGAACACCCUUGUGGCCCUGCACCAGCUCUACCAGUACACGCAGAAGUACUAUGAUGAGAUCAUCAACGCCCUGGAGGAGGAUCCCGCCGCCCAGAAGAUGCAGCUGGCCUUCCGCCUGCAGCAGAUUGCGGCUGCACUUGAGAACAAGGUCACAGACCUCUAACCUCUGACCUCUGGCACCACAGUCUCUGGCACAGGUGUGUGAUGGCCAGUGUCAGGCAGCCCCUGGGAAAUGAGGCCGAGUUGGUGGGGCUCAGCCCUUUUCUCUUGCUAGCUGAGGAGGAGCCCCUGCAUCUGAGUGUGGGUGCACCAGGGGAACCCCCACGUUGGAGUUCGUGGCGUGCCAGCACCAGCUCCCUCCUCCAGAACCAGCAUUGGGUGCUCUGCGUCAAGCCUCCUGAGUGAUUCGCGAAUGUGCCUUAUGCCCUGGCGCCACGCUAGGUUGCUGGGGGCAGUUGGGCCUCAGCCUCCACUUCCCAAACACCAGCAGCCACCUCAGAUCCAUGGGCCUGGACUCUGGGGGGAGGUCUGAGUGCCUGUGGCCCCUAGGGCCUGGACCAGACUGUCACGUCUGCCCCACCUGGAUGGGAUGAGAAAAGGUACGAUGCUUUCCUGACCUCACCUGGCCUGCUCUGCAGGGUGCCAGCACUUGGGUGGACUCUGUGCUGUGGGCCCCACCUCAAAGGUCAAGCUGGACGUCAGACGUCGAGGCCCAGGUGGCCAGAGGGGCCCCAGCAGGAGGGGUUCUGGUUACGGCCUGUCAGACAGGCUGACCUGGAGGCCCGGCCCAGGCUUGGGUGUGCCAGGAGCAGCUCCACUAGGGCCACCCUACCCUAAUCCCCUUUUGUAAAUCUUGUUAAUUGUAAAUCAAAUACAGCCGUCUUUCUCACUC
This is a messenger RNA of Manis javanica (Malayan pangolin), 6784 nucleotides long. The record is from RefSeq and is a predicted model, not a curated record. NCBI's taxonomy places the organism in Eukaryota, Metazoa, Chordata, Mammalia, Pholidota, Manidae.